UCUUUUAUCACCUGAUAACAGGUGUUGAGCCAAAAUUUUCGAAAUAGUUUACUAGUUGAAGUAACAGCUGAUCAGGAAAGCUGUGAACACAUGGACGACUACUGAAGAUGCUACAGAAAGUUCUUGCUGUUGUCUUUUUGAUAGCAGCAUGGAACAAACAUAUGAUCAGCCAGUCUGUAUACAUUAAGGAUGUCAUUACGCAUGCUUCAAAGAAAAACUCUUCAAGCCCAAAAUGCCCUCAGUUCUGUGUUUGUGAGCAUUCUAAACAAGAGGCAUCCUGCAACUCUUAUUAUGAGGGAUUCUCUAUCCAGUCCAUCCCCCAAACUUUCACUGUUAGACAUCUGAACAUAUUUGGGGGUUUGAAAUCAUUCCCUCUUGAAGUCCAGUCCUUAAAAGGACUUCAAAUACUUGAUCUCAGCAGAAAUGCAUUAACCACAAUAGACAUGCUUCAUGUAGGAAACCCAGGACUACUUGAAGAAUUAGAUCUCAGUUCGAAUGAUAUUGUGAAAAUUUCCUCAGGUGCUUUUAGUGAGUUUAAGAACUUGAAGAUUCUUUCACUUAGUGAAAACAAAUUACAGACUUUUCCAAAAGAUGCUUUUAAAGGAUUAGCUAAUUUGAAAACACUUCAUUUAAGAUUCAACAAGAUUUAUUCUUUUCCUCUGGGUCUAUUUAAUCCACUGUAUUUUCUAGAAGAGUUAGAUCUGAGAAACAAUAAUAUACACUGGAUUGCAGAGGGCACCUUUCAGAACUUGACUAAUUUGAAAACCCUUCAAUUAAGUGAGAAUGCUUUAACAAGUCUAUCAGGGAAGGUUGUAUCAGAAAUAAACAAUUACACAGUAAUUGGAUUGCAUGGAAACCCAUGGGACUGCUCUUGUGAAUUGGAGAACUUCCUAGAAUUCCUGACACAGCAAAAACUAAGAGUUUCCAAUCCAGACUUGCUAGACUGCUACUCUCCUUUCAGAAUGCGGGGAACAAAAUUACAAGAUUUGACGCAGAAUGAUUUAAAGUGUGAUAUUCCUCACAUUGAUAAAGUAACUAACUCUCUGGAAGUUCCUGUCAGUUCCAGUGGAUCCAUUCAUUGCAGAGCAUCACCUGAAAUCUAUGCUAUUGGAUACUGGAUAACACCUCAGGGAGUAAAAAUAAGCCAUAAGUAUAACCAAGAAAUGCUGGAACAAAUAAACAUAACAACUCUGUCACAUUUGAAAUACAAGCAUAGUAUAGAAGAUUUUUCAGAACUGUUCAUAACAGAGAACAAUACUUUGACAUUUACCAACUUUCGAGGGGUUUUCAAUGGGACUUUUACCUGUGUGCUGAUUAACAGUCAUGGAAAUGAUACAGCAAACCUAACCUUAACUGCUGUUACAAAACUUUUUACCAUUGAAUGGGUUGGCAUGGUAUAUGGAGGUGUGAGUGCUCUAACUGCUUUGGUGUUUGGUUUGCUUGUUGGAAUGAUUAAACUUUGUGCAAUACAUUUUUGUAAAUGCUCUUGUGUUCUUGUUGAACAAAGAGAAAAACCCAAGGUCGCCAUGGAUUACACUUUUGAAGUUUAUACGGAUGAUCAGAAUUCAUCGAGCAGGAGUCUGGAUGACCAAGAUUCCUACGAUGAUUCUUACCAAAAUGAGGAAUCCCUUCUUAAAGUCCCUGUAAAUUCUCCAGUUGCUAGGACACCUAGGUCAUCUCCAAAGAAAUGUGCAACACCUACUCCAGAAGAGUACCUUGAGAAAGGUCGAAGCAACACCAGCUAUACCUUAAAUGAAGUGAAAAUAACUUUGGAAAAGAAGAUGGAGAAAGUCCGCAAUCGAGUGCAUUCCAUAAGAGAAUCUGGUUCCCAGUACUUGACAACCAUCAAAGACUCAGGAAGCAUUGCAGCCAACCGUGUCAGGGCUGGGGUUGCCAUGGGAGUGGAGCAGGUGAAGUUUGGAGUGAUGUCCAUGAAGGAGUUUUGUGGGACAGGAGAGAUGGCUCAGACCAUCUCUGUGGUGUCAGUUAACACGGAUGUUGACAGUGAAGAAAGAUCCACAAAGGUCACUAAAAUGACAACUCUGUAGUGGUAUUUGUAUGUGCUUGUUGUGUCUUGGCUAAUUGACAUAAUUUUUUUGGAAUAUGUUAUAUUUUUGUUGUUCUGCAGUGAGCAAGUAAUUAUUUUUUAGUAUAUUACAAAGCAGACAUGUCAUUAACAUACUUUACUUUUUCUGAAGAAUUUGUGUUUUUGGGGUUUUUUUUUGACAAAACAUUACAAACACUUACAAUAUUAAAUGAGUAGAAAUACCUUCAUGUAUUUUUAUGGUUUAUGUGCCAUGCAUAUGUCACUGAAAGCACAUGUUAACAUGGUUAGUGACACCUGAUACUUUUAGAUUUAUGUUAUGGUUAAAUGAUUGCAACUAUACAAGUAGCACUUGACAAAGGAACAAAAAGUGGUCCAUUGUCUGUACAUGAUGAUAAACGCAAACUAAGGUGCUAAAUAGUUUUUAGGGGUUAGGAACUCCGAAGUCAAACACUUGUUAAUUUCUUGCAAUUUAACUGAAUGUUUCCUUUUAUUUCUUUAAUAAAGCUAGGAUUAAUUAAAAAAAUGUACAUGUAUUUAAAAUGUUUUUGGAGCUACAAAGCAAGUCUUGCAGAUGAUACUCCAAUAAGAUUAGCCAGAUUUACAUCUGUUAAUUUUGGCUUUUUUCAAGGUGGCCAACUGGGGAUUUUCAUCAUGCAAUAUUUUGCACAGUAUUGCAAAAUACAGCAAAUAUAUGUUUUAAAAGAAAUUAUUUUAAUAUCAUUUAUCAAAUGUAAUAAAAUUAAGAUAUAACAGAUUAAAGAAUAAUUUUUUUCAUAAAGAAGUUUUUAAAGAUUUUUUUUUUAUCGAUAGUAUGACAUUAUAUUACGUCUUUACAAGGAGGUUAUAAUUCAUUUUUAUAAAAGAAAAAGUAUAUGCAUAUAGACCUUUGAAAUUUUAGUCAUAAAACAUGUGGAAAUAUUUUUUUUGUAAUUUUCUGUAUGAAUCCAUAAUACAUAUCUUAUUAGUUUAAAAAAACAA
Molecule: messenger RNA, 3025 nt
Organism: Saccostrea echinata
Lineage: Eukaryota; Metazoa; Mollusca; Bivalvia; Ostreida; Ostreidae
Product: protein slit-like
Exons: 2
Coding region: 108-2048 (646 amino acids)
Molecular function (GO): protein binding
Source: RefSeq, a predicted model, not a curated record